GAACUCAGUUCACCGUCUUAGAAUUUUUGUUUUCUUCGAGUUGGGCGGAGAAAUCUGGUUCUAUUUCCAUCUUUUUAUUUCUGUAAGAAGCUCAUGUUUAUCCAUAAGAACUUGAGUUUUUCCCUUCGAAACCUCAUAUUCAUUUCCAAUUAGUGGGCAUCUCUGGCAGAUCUUCAUCGCUUUAAUAUUAUCUUUCUUUUUUAUUCCAUUUUCUUAAAAAAUAUAUUUGAUAUUAUUUCCUUAACGUCUUGAUCAUUUUUCUUCUGCAUUUCCAUUGGCAUGACUAAAACUCGCCAAAAUGUGCGGGCACAGGAUAUCGAAGUUGGCUGUAUACUAUUCCUUCCCAAGUCAAGCUUUACAGGGGAUUUAAAAUGUAUAUGGUCUGAUGUCAAUGGCCAUCCUUGUCAAAAUCACGGAGCUUGUGUUUUGAAGCAGGAGGGGCACGGUCACCCUGUAGUGAUCAUUGGAAAGCAUUAUAAACUGGAUGGGAAUACGUUAGACAUACCUAAGCUAUCAUUUGUUCAAGUAAAAAUCUUUGCAGGACUAGUUGAUGGUUAGCAAAGGCUAACAGGUUACUGAUUAGAUGACUCAUGGUACACCAGAGAGACCUGUUACCUCUGGACCAUCGAUUUUUUCACCCUACGGACAUUAUGAGCGCACCGGGAAUAAUGGGCGACUGACUUUUCCCCGAAGUCUCCGCUCACGCUACUGGUUUCGGGAUAUUGAAUUCCUCCAGCUCGGUCCAGGUAAUUUUCGGAUCCCUCAUGUUUUCUUCGCCUGUCCCGGGAGCCUCGAAACUAUGACCGCGGGUCCUGAGGCACGAGCAUAUGAUUCACGUUUGGAUACAGGAUCUUAUCAGAGGUUGAUGCAGCGACUAAAUCUUGAGCCGAAGCCAUAUGUACUUGAUGGUUACUGGAACCGUGGUUGGCCUGCACUUUCCAACGGCAACUCAACCGAGCAUGAACAACCAUAUUCCCACGCCGAUACCAGUAGGCCUUCAGGAGUUGAACCGGCGGGUUCUUCUAAUCAGCCGCAUGGCCAUCGUAUCGCAAAUCAUGGAUGUGUGGAAUAUAACUUGGAGUCAUACCUAAUAGUACCCAUCCUUGACCCUGCCCCUUCCGGUAACAAUAUUCUUUGAUCUUUUGUUCUGCUAUGAGUACGCGCUAAUCAAUACACUCAACAGGCCGACUUCACAGCGUCAGUAGCUAAUCAUUGAACAAGUCCUGUCCUACAGGCUGAGCAUCGACGUUGAGGAGCAAAAUAUUGAAGUCAAUAUCUAACUUUUGUUUGUAGUGUUGAUGAGGACAAAAUGGCCAAAUCUUGGAGUGAGAUUGCAAUGCUAUAGAUGGAGAUAAGCUUUUCUCGGAAGUGUAUAUUUGGAGGGUGUUAGCGAAUACUUGAAGUUUGGUUCUCUAGACUGCGUUGCUUCUAUUUGAUUGUUCGUUGAGAAUUUCCAGCCCUUACUGUUUUCAAAGCAUCAUUUAAUUAUUGUUUUAUCGUUUUAUAAGCGUUUUGUUACAUGUUUCUCAAGAAUUUUAUCUUUUACAAACAGAAUUGCAAUGUUGAAACUUCUUUAGACAGGAGUCGGGCCACACGAUGACGCGUUCUUGUUAUGGUUCGCAUAGUUAUGGCGAACCAUGAUAGUCCUUCGAGACAGACCCAAAGCAUCUCGGAUUCUCUUGCCCCGUUCCUCCCAAUUUAUAUUGAUGCCCGAAUCAAUACUGUAAAGAUGCGCGUCCUGAAUUUGUCCCGAAAUUGAGAAUGGUUCGAUUGUUAGAUCUACGUCGGAAACUUGAUGGGCCAGGACAAUUUUCCUGUACUAUCAUUGAAAUCAUGGAAGCGUAAAUUAAAAUUGAACAAACUCACGAUUUUCACAUCGAAUAGCUUCAAGAUCGCUUUUCACUUCAAAUUUAUAUCACAUCAAUUCCAUUCAUCUAGCUCACA
Molecule: messenger RNA, 1944 nt
Organism: Botrytis cinerea B05.10
Lineage: Eukaryota; Fungi; Ascomycota; Leotiomycetes; Helotiales; Sclerotiniaceae
Exons: 1
Coding region: 584-1138 (184 amino acids)
Source: RefSeq, a predicted model, not a curated record